Durio zibethinus is the source of this 2417-nucleotide messenger RNA. Lineage: Eukaryota; Viridiplantae; Streptophyta; Magnoliopsida; Malvales; Malvaceae. The record is from RefSeq and is a predicted model, not a curated record.
GAGAAAAGCCCUAUAAGGGGAGCGCCAGGGCAACCAAUUUGAAAACAAAAUAAAACCUAACGGCUAUAUUUUUCAUAGUGGCUACUCUCUCUAUUGCCAGAAAUUUGACUCAAAAUUUCUGCUGUUGAAUUCUAAUUCGAAAAAAAAGAGAAGUUUCAACAAGGAAGAAAAUCUUCUGGUAUGAGGCCGAACCAUGGUCGAAAGGCUCGAGUGAUAGCUAAAAUCAAAGGGUUCACAGAUCAGGAACCGGAGUCCGCCAACGAAGCUUCCGGAAAAUGGAUUUCGGUUCACAAGCCUAAGGGAGAUGACUCCGAGAUCGUCACCGUCUCUUUUGGAGACCAAUCCGCAAGUCGUAAAGAUUCAUAUGAAUUGGAUUAUUGCUAUGAUCGAAACGAGGGAAAUUCUUUGAUUUUUUCAAGAGAAGUAAAUCCACUGAUUGAAGAUGUUUUUAAUGGCCAUAAUGCCACUGUUAUUGCUUAUGGAGCAAGAGGCAGCGGAAAGACUUUUCUAAUUCAGGGUUCGGAGGAGGAACCAGGUUUAGCAGUUCUAGCCAUGACAAAAAUCCUUUUUAUGGCAGAGGAAAGUGGCAAGUUGAUUGCCAUAUCGUGUUAUGAGAUUUCGAGAGACCAUGCUUAUGAUCUUUUAGAUCCAGAAAGGCAUGAAGUUUUGGUAUGGGAGGAUGUUGCUCGCGGUAAAAUUCAACUUAAAGGACUUUCUCAGGUUCCUGUGAAGUCCAUUCAAGAAUUUCAGAAACUCUAUCUUUCCGGUCAAAAUUCAUAUAAACAACCUCAAAAUAUAAUGGCUGAACAUAGAAGCCACAAAGGCUUAAUCAUUCAUGUAUUUCAUGGCGACAAGUCUGAUGCUCUUCCUCUUGGGAAGAUGAACCUUGUUGACUUGGCAGGUUAUGAAGAUGGCAGAAAGAAAAGCACUGAUGGUGUUAUUCUUCUAGAUAAUAAUAAAAUUAAUAAGUCCAUAUAUGCCUUACAGAAUGUCGUUUAUGCUUUAAAUGCCAAUGAAAGCCAUGUGCCAUAUCGUGAAAGUAAGCUAACUCGAAUGUUGCGCGACUCAUUGGGAGGGACAAACAAGAUUUUGAUGGUCACCUGCCUGAAUUCAUCCUUUUGUCAAGAUUCCUUGUACAUGGCAAAUUUAGCUUCUCGUUCUUGUAAAGGCACCAGCAGGAUUAUACCCGACUCUACAAAGAAAACCAAAAGCAAGGUAAGACCAAUGGUGCUUUCUUCAUGCAAAAGCCGUAUACCUGGGAGUGUUUCUGCCACUGUGACAAAACAGAUUGGAACACGAGUGUGGUUUCCAGAAAACGAAGCCAACGUUAAGGCUUCUGCGAUCAAAGGAAGGAAACUUUUUGAUGAAGCAUGUCAUUCAACCAAAUCCAAGAAGGCAUCUCAGGAGGAAAGCUUGUCAUUAGAAAUUGACUCAACCAUUGAACAUACCAUGGAGGUAAACUUAACUUUUCUUUGCCAUCGUUAUGUGCAGGAAAAGAACUCCUCAGUUAUUUCAGAUGCAACAGUACCUCUUGUACAGGAACCUUCCUCUUUGCAAGCUUUUGGUGCAGAAGAAACUGACUUGCCAAUUAAGGCUUUUAGUACAGAAGAAACAAAGAUGCUAGAUAAGGUUGUUGUGACUAAUGCGGAUAAUCAUGAUGAAGCUACCCCAAAUAUCAAUAGCAAUGCAAAGGCACUUUCUUUUGUUGAAGCAGAUCAACCAUUGGAUAGGGAGAACAACUUUUUCCUAGUCAAUAAGAAUGAAUCACCACCAAUUAGUGCACGAUUGCAAGAUUUGUCCAACAGUUUGAAAUUGCUUUAUUCAUCAACUCCGUCAUGCAUAGAGAUACCACCCAAGACUGAUGUUUCAUUUGAUGGUCAAGUCUCUACUGAAAUUUUGGAGCCAAAAACUCCUGAACCCAGUUUUCCAGUUAAUGAUAAAUUGGAAAUUGCAGAUAUCAAUUGCAGUCCUUGGCAAGCAUUCAGUGCACGUAGUUCUAAAAUGAAGAACUCUCUCGUUGAUGAAUACAUCAAAUUCUUAAAUAGAGCUAGCAAAGAAGACUUGAAAAGAUUAAAGGGAAUUGGAGAGAAGAGAGCUACUUACAUUCUUGAACUUCGUGAAGAAUCACCAGAACCUUUUAAGAAUCUUGAUGAUUUGAAGGAAAUUGGACUUUCAGCAAAGCAGAUCAAAGGAAUGAUGACAAAGGAAAUUGGAGGUCUCUUCAAUUAGCCUCUUAAAGAGGAUGGAUACUGAAGAAUCUAUAUCCAAUGAGAAAAUAUGUUAGCUUGCUAGGCAACCUGAAGUUGCCAAAUGUCUUAUUUGCCUCUUUUUUUUCCUUUUUUUUUUUUUAACUAUAUGAUUUUCAGAUAUUCUUUUUCUUGAUUGCUUUCUGACCUGAAAAUGAUCUGUUAUGCAUU